This is a messenger RNA of Protomyces lactucae-debilis, 609 nucleotides long. RefSeq lists its product as uncharacterized. The transcript has a single exon. The record is from RefSeq and is a predicted model, not a curated record. NCBI's taxonomy places the organism in Eukaryota, Fungi, Ascomycota, Taphrinomycetes, Taphrinales, Protomycetaceae. The coding region runs from base 1 to 609 and encodes 202 amino acids.
AUGAUUCCUCGUCUCAGCAAUUUGUUUGGUCUGCUUAACCCUCUGCACCGCUCAAAGGGUGUGGAAAGUGGAUAUCGCAGUCCUCCACCACCCUACUCCAGCCGACCCAUCGUACCCAAAGUGGACGCUGAUGGGUUCACCCCAGAGGAGAGGGCAGAAAGGCAAGCUGAAUUCUUACUUGCGAUCGAGACAAGGAUGAUGCAAACACCCAACCUCGGGAUGGAUGACGAUGAGGAUGAUAUUCCCCUCGGUGAACUCUUUGCCAUGAAAGAACGGCAUAAACUAGCUGUCCUGCUGGACUGGGUGUCGAUUCAACGAAUCAUCUCUUCGUUGGACGCGUAUGAGGAGCAUGAUACGCUUGCAAGGUGUAGGGGUGAGUACCUCAUGCCAGAUGAAGAACGCACGCAAGCUAUUUGCCAGGCUUGGGCCGACGACAUUGCCCUGCAACAGCGCAUCCUUGCACAGUCGAGGAAACAAGACAGGCUUCCCAAUAGGCCAGCCGGGCCUGUGUAUGUGCCGCAGUUCAAUAGCAGGCGGGAGAGAUUGAUGGAUGCCAGAGACUUGGCACGACGAUUGGAGCGAGCAUUGCAGCAGGAAGCAAGUCAUUGA